GGGAUAGGGAUGUGACUGAACACAGUGAAUUGUAGCUGAUUCAGCUAGCUAAUGUGAGAGAACACAGUGAAAUCAAAUCCACAGAAUCUCCUCCACCAGACUAGUUAACAUAACCUAAUCACUAAAGUUCUGCAUUUUGGUGGUAGAAGGAAAUUCAUCAACUCAAGAAUGAAGAAAUACAGUACCAACAGACAGUAUAUUGGGUCCAAGAGAGAAAUGUGGUGGAAACUUUUCGUGCCUUGGAUAGUGUUUUGGUUCCUAGUAUCUGUGUGUAUCUUCUACUACAUGUUCUGUCAAGACACUGAGAAGAGGAAAGACACUCUGGUAAGCAUGUGUGAUGAAAUGGCUAGGAUGCUGCAGGACCAGUUUACUGUGAGUAUGAACCAUAUCCAAGCCAUGUCCAUUCUGAUCUCAACCUUACAUCACGCUAGGAAUCCCUCUGCCAUUGAUCAGACAACUUUUGCGAGGUAUGCAGAUAGAACAGCUUUUGAGAGGCCUCUUACAAGUGGUGUUGCAUAUGCUGUAAGGGUGCUCCAAUCUGAAAGGGAACAAUUUGAAAAGCAACAAGGCUGGACUAUUAAGAGGAUGGACACUGUGGAGCAGAACCCAGUUCAUAAGGAUGAUUAUGCCCCAGAAAAAUUGGAGCCAUCCCCUAUUCAGGAAGAAUAUGCUCCUGUCAUAUUUGCACAAGAUACGGUUUCACAUGUCAUUUCUGUUGACGUUCUUUCUCGUAAGGAAGACCGUGGAAAUGUGUGUGCAAGAGAAUCAGGGAAAGCGGUUCUAACUGCGCCCUUCAGGCUGCUCAAAACAAAUCGUCUAGGGUUUAUCCUGACAUUUGCUGUCUACAAGAGAGAUCUUCCAUCAAAUGCUACCCCUAAUGAAAGGAUUCAAGCAACUCAUGGGUAUCUUGGCGGGGUCUUUCAUGUUGAUUCAUUAGUGGAUAAAUUACUUCAGCAACUUGCUAGCAAGCAAACUGUAAAUGUUGAUGUCUAUGAUACUACAAAUCAUACUCAUCCGAUCGUCAUGUACGGCUCAAAUGUAUCCGGGGAUGUGUUCUAUCAUGUCAGGACUCUUAACUUUGGAGACCCCUUCAGAAAGCAUGAGAUGCGCUGCAGGUUCAAACAGAUACCGCCAUUCCCAUGGUUGGCAAUAACUACUUCAAUUGGCUUUUUUGUCAUUGCACUCCUUCUUGCACAAAUUUCCUAUGCUUCUGUGCUUCAUAUUGCAAAAGUAGAAGAAGAUUACCGUGAGAUGAUGGAGCUGAAAGAACGAGCUGAGGCAGCUGAUGUUGCAAAAUCCCAGCUUUCUUGCUACUUGUCUCCCGUGAGAUCAGAACACCAAUGAAUGGUGUUUUAGGGCACAACUCCUAAGAAGAAACUGCUACACUGCUAUUCACUAUUCUGGGCCGCAGCCCAAUCAAGGUUUUGGGAAAGAAGAAUCAAACACUCUAAAUUUGGAAUAUGCAACCCAUAAGAAAAAUCUUAAGCAAACAAUAUAUCCAAUCAUGUAUCCUUCUUUUAUUCCUAUCUUUAUCUACAUGUGAAUGAAAUUAAGGUGUGUGUUUUUUUUUUCAAAGAAUGGAAUUAAAGUGUGAACUAAACUAUCACCAACAAAAAGUGUGAACUAAACUUUUUUCCUUUGUGAAUUAUGACUUUUGUUGUAUAUUUUGGGCUAA
Molecule: messenger RNA, 1675 nt
Organism: Lotus japonicus
Lineage: Eukaryota; Viridiplantae; Streptophyta; Magnoliopsida; Fabales; Fabaceae
Product: histidine kinase 3-like
Exons: 7
Coding region: 169-1344 (391 amino acids)
Source: RefSeq, a predicted model, not a curated record